Messenger RNA from Lactuca virosa, 1982 nucleotides. The record is from the annotation of a GenBank genome assembly. Lineage: Eukaryota; Viridiplantae; Streptophyta; Magnoliopsida; Asterales; Asteraceae.
UCGUCGUUUGAAUCUUCAUAAGAUCUACGUUUCUGAAACGCAACGUCAGCGAAUUGCAUCGUGUUUGAAUUCUUUUGAAUCAUCUAUACCUUAUUGCAAUUAGAUUCAAUCAAGAAGCUUACCGAGAGCAGGUAAUUUUCGGGAACUUUGAUCAGUUGGACUUCAGAACUUUAUGACUUAGGUCAAACUUGAUACAAUCAAAUUGUAGUGGAGUUUUCUAUUCAUGUGCUAGUUCUGUUCGGUGAUAUUGGUUAACCAUGGGGGUUGGAGUUUAGAUGGCUUCGACCACAAUUCAGGAACAAAAUGGUAGAGAGUGAUUUAAACACCCAGAAAAUUGCUCAUGAGGAAGGAUUCGGAUUCCAUAGGGACCCUUCAUUCUCUAAUUGGGGCGACAAAGAUGGGAUAUACAAUCAGAAUCGUGUACAAGAGGAUGAGAUUGUAAAUACAAAUGAAGUGGACGACAAUUUUGAACUACCAGUGCUUCAAAAAGUUGAUGAAGAACAGAGUAGUGAAUUGAGGGGUGUAAAGAUGAAUAGAAGUGGCAGUAUAGAUAUGUUUCCUGCUCCUAGUCCCAGAAGAGGAAACAAAAAUCGGAACUAUUCUUCUUUUGAUAUUGAAAUUGCUGACAAUAGAAUGCUAGAUCCUGAAGAUACCGAUUUUGUUGAAACAUAUAUGGCUGUUUCAUCAAGCUCCAGGAAUCCCAUUGCUGUUUCUGAUAUACUCAAGACAUUGUUUUUCAUACUCAUGUGGUACAUUUUCAGUACAUUAUUGACCCUGUAUAAUAAGACUCUACUUGGAGAUGAUAUGGGAAGAUUCCCUGCUCCUUUAUUGAUGAACACAGUUCAUUUUGCAAUGCAAGCUAUUUUGUCAAAGGGUAUCACAUACUUUUGGUCUAAAAGAUUUGAACCUUCUGUACCUAUGUCACAGAAGGACUACUUUGUGAGAGUUGUACCCACAUCUCUUGCAACUGCACUGGAUAUCAACUUGAGCAAUGCAUCCCUUGUUUUCAUCUCUGUUACAUUUGCCACCAUGUGCAAAUCUGCAUCUCCAAUAUUUCUUUUGAUAUUCGCCUUUGCAUUCAGGUUGGAGACUCCAAGUGUCAAACUUCUAGGCAUUAUUUUAAUAAUAUCUGUUGGGAUUUUAUUAACAGUUGCAAAAGAGACUGCAUUUGAAUUUUGGGGUUUUAUAUUUGUCAUGCUUGCUGCUGUUAUGUCUGGUUUUCGUUGGAGCAUGACUCAGAUCCUUCUUCAGAAAGAAGUCUAUGGUUUGAAAAAUCCACUGGUGCUGAUGAGUGUUGUAACUCCAGUAAUGGCUGUUGCAACUGCUUUGUUUUCUCUUAUUUUGGAUCCAUGGGAUGAAUUCAGAAGGACAAGUUAUUUUGAUAGCCCAUGGCAUAUCACCCGAAGUGGCCUCUUAAUGCUUUUGGGGGGAACUCUCGCCUUUUUUAUGGUGUUAACAGAAUACAUUCUUGUUUCAAUGACAAGUGCAGUGACAGUGACUAUUGCUGGAGUUGUGAAGGAAGCUGUCACAAUACUGGUAGCUGUAUUUUACUUUCAUGAUGAAUUCACAUGGUUAAAAGGAGCUGGUCUCAUCAUAAUCAUGUUUGGUGUGAGUUUAUUCAACUGGUACAAGUACCAAAAGUUCCAGAAUAGAACAAGAAGCGGAGCUAAAAUAGCAAAAUCUGACGAUACUACCCCUGCAAGAUAUGUUAUUCUUGAGGAUAUGGAAGGCGAGGAAAUUAGUCCUUAAUUAAUCCUUCAUCAUGUUUGUUACAUUCUUCAUUACAAAUGGAAAUACAUAAAUUCGAGGUGUUAUUUACCAAAAAAUGUAACAGAAAUGCUAAGUAUGAACCCCUUAUUUUAUCAUUAUUUAGCCUUUUUUUUUGUAGAUCAUAUACAUGUUCUAGGGGUUCAUUCGUAAAUUGUCAAAUGCAGUUUUGUUGUUGCUGCAUAAUUUCCAAAAAUGUACUUACGUACAAUCAU